ACUUUGUCAAGUAGUCAGUGUUGUGUUUCACCAUUCUAUCCAAUGUAUUGUCAGUUUGGAAUGUUGUUAUUAGCCAAACAAUAUUAAGGUCAUUAUUAUUGGGAUGGUGCAGUAAUGUUGAGAUGCCAGUAGGAGGAGCUCUAGUCUAGAACACUGGAACCUUCAGUACCACUUUGAUGCAGAUAAUGAGGAGAGUAAAUCGAAUGGGUUUGUAGAAUAGAAUGAAUGACAUCAUGGAACUGACCAAAUGUAAAUGGAACUUUGACCUGUUCCAUGUAGAACUCAGAGGGUCAAGGCAACACAUUCUAAUAUAUUAUAAACAUUCCAUAUAGAACAGUCAACAUAUUGUUAACAUGGUUCUGUAUUUAAAUAAAAGCGGAAAUGGGUGACAUUUUGUCCAUUAUAGAAAUGUAGGACCCAUUUUAAUACAGUAACCUCCCUUCUCUGACAUGAUGUUCUGGUCGUCAUGCAUGUUAAUGUCUUAAAGAGGAAGAAAGGACUGUGUCAUCUACUUUAAAUAUGUAUCAACCACAGAACUGACACUUACUAGCAGUUGCCACACACUAUCAGUCAGUUGACUCACUGUACAAGACUCUCCCCUUCACUUCACUCUGUAAGUACUCUUGACAAUGUCUUGAAAUAUAGUUUUGGGUUAUUUGUUUUUAGUCAUAAGUCAUAUACUUGAGGGUAAUGUAUAAUUGUACUUGUUGUUAUGUUUUGAGCUGUGUUCUGGUUGUUACAUCAGGGUCAGUAUUCAUAAAGUGUGUCAGUGUAGGAGUGUUGAUCUACAUAGAGAUGAGAUGAUUAACCAGGGUAAAAAAAGACAUUCAAACCAAUAUUUAAACACUGCAGUGUGUGUGUACGUGUCCGCCCCCAUGGGUGUGAAUUACACAGUGGAUUUAUCUGAGGGCCCUUUAGGACCAGACUGAUAGGGAGUAGGGUUGACAUCUAUACUGUGUAGGAUGUGUGUUUUAACUUUUCUACAUCCAUAACAACCAGCUCUCUAGACUUUGAUACAGACUCCAUGGGCCUUAUGGGCCUUUACUACAGAUAGUGUCUGUAUUUGUGUGUGUGUGUGUGUGUGUGUGUGUGUGUGUGUGUGUGUGUGUCAGUCGCUGUUUAGCCUCACAGCUUGAGGAUAGUAGUUAUCAUUGAACCUGGUGGUCAUUCUUUAGGCUGCUGUACAGCUUGAUAGACCGUAGAGGAUUGAACAUUUAUCCUCCCAUAUUUGGGGUUCUGAGAAUAAAACAGCUUCAGAAUAAUCAAUAUAGAAAUGUGUGUUUACAGUAAUACUGUUGAUGUUGAAUAAGUUAUUGUUGUUGUUUAUAAUGAUGAUGAUGACAAUUGUAUAUAUUAGGAAUUUAUUUUUGCAUCAUGCCAGUUUAAGUAGAUAGACGUAGACAGACAUGCAACACAUCACACACAUUACAUACAUAGUGCAAUAGACUUACAGACAGACAGUAUUCACAUAGACAACCAUAUAGCACAAUACAACACAACACAAUAUGAGCCUGGUUCAUUUUCAGUAAUGAGGCCCUGUACUCCAUUUACAGUUUAUACUUCAAUGUAUCAGGUGGAGUUAUUCACCAGCUAUAGAGUUGUUGUUUAUGUUUCUAAGACUGCAGGGUGGGAGAUGCAACAAUGGCCUUGAGAACAGCAGGUAGUGUGUUGGUGGUCUUUCUCUGGUCUGUAGCAGGUGUUCUGGGACAAAAUACUGUGAAGAGUGUCUGUGCCUUAAAGGGGUCAUCAGUGGACAUGCGCUGUCCUGUUCCCAGUGUGACCCAAGUCACAGAGAUAGUCUGGUAUAACACACGGUUGAAUGAUAAGCCUUUUGAUCUGAGAUGGGACCCUAAGUUUGAUGGUCGUGUGGACUACCGUGGAACUACAGAGAAGGACUGCAUCCUGAGAAUCACAGACCUGAGACAGAGUGACAUAGCAACAUAUCACUUCAGAUAUAAAACAAACCAGUAUUCAGGAUGGAAAUAUUCAUAUGGAUUCACUCUCAGUCUCACAGAUCUAAAGGUGGAGAGGAUAUAUGACAACACACUGACCUGUAGCACCACCUGUACUCUGACUGACAACCCCACCUACAUCUGGUACAAGAACAGACAACAUCUAGAUGAGAGCACCUCCCCCCAGUACAGAGACCCAGUCUCCAGUAACUAUGACGAUAGUUUCUCCUGUGCUGUAAAAGGCCAUGAGGAUCUCCCCUCUCCUGCAGUGUGUGUUCAGGGUCACAACUGCUGGAGGGUGACUUACACCAAGAGGAGAAUCUGUGUCUUGAAGGGCUCCACAGUGAACAUAUCCUGCUCUUACACUCAUCCCACUAGUUAUAUAGAACAAGGUUCAUUCUGGUUUACACAGAAACACCCUGUAGAUGUCAGGUCAUAUCCAGAGUAUACAGGUCGUGUGGAGUACAAUAGGAACACAGAGAACCACCACACCAUGACAAUAACACACCUGACAGAGAAGGACUCGGCUGAAUACAUAUUCAGAUUAAUAACAACAAAAGAGGGGAGAUUUUCUGGCCUUCCUGGUCUGAUGUUGACUGUCACAGAUAUCCUGUUAGAGAUGGAUCCUACGUCUGUGUCAGAGGGGGAGAGAGUCACACUGAGAUGUAGAACCCAAUGUACAGUCGGUCUCAACCCCACCUACAUCUGGUACAAGAACAGACAAAGUCUGACCAACCCAGUCACCAGUUAUAACAGCCUGAUCCUAGACCCAGUCACCAGUUAUAACAGCCUGAUCCUAGACCCAGUCAGCAGUGAGGAUGCAGGGAACUACUCCUGUGCUGUAGAAGGCUUAGAGAGAAUCCUCUCUCCAGAAGAGACUCUCACUGUCAGAUACGGCCCAAAGAACACCUCAGUGUCAGUCAGUCCCUCUGGUGAAAUAGUGGAGGGCAGUUCAGUGACUCUGACCUGCAGCAGUGAUGCCAACCCACCUGUGGACAUAUACACCUGGUACAAGAAGAAUGGAGGUGGCUAUCAGAGUAUGACAGGACCACAGCAUGUCUUCAAACAAAUCCAGUCAUCUGACAGUGGAGAGUACCACUGUGAGGCCCAGAAUGAGAUGGGGACAGACAUGUCUAGGACCAUUAACAUGGAUGUGAAGUAUACUCCAAAGAACAACUCAGUGUCAGUCAGUCCCUCUCGUGAAAUAGUGGAGGGAGGUUCAGUGACUCUGACCUGCAGCAGUGAUGCCAACCCACCUGUGGACAAAUACACCUGGUACCAGAAGAACGUAACCUCACCAAAAGCAUCAGGACAGAGUUACAGCAUCACUAACAUCAUCUCUGAGGACAGAGGAGAAUAUUACUGUGAGGCUGAGAAUAAAUAUGGACGUCUCAACUCUUCUUCUGUGUCUGUGGACGUUCAGUACGGCCCAAAGAACACCUCAGUGUCAGUCAGUCCCUCUGGUGGAAUAGUGGAGGGCAGUUCAGUGACUCUGACCUGCAGCAGUGAUGCCAACCCACCUGUGGACAAAUACACCUGGUACUUUCAAAAUGAGACUUUUCUAAAUGGAUGUGGACAGAUGUACAACAUCAGUAACUUCAAGUCUAAGGACAGUGGACAUUACCACUGUGAGGCCUGGAAUAGAAGAGGAUCUAGGAACUCUACAGCUGUGAUGAUCAUUAUACCAGGGAAACAAACCUCAGUUCUGACUACAGCUGUAGGAAUCAUAGUGGUUGUUCUGGUUCUCAUCCUCUGUUUCUCUGGACUCAUGUGGUUCAGGAAGAAGGCCUCCAAAUCCACCUCUGACACAAGAGACACAUCAGAGAAUGUACAGGGAGACUCUAGUCCAGUGUAUGAAAACGUCUCAAGCAUGACCAUGGCCCCUACUGCAGCACAGACAGCAGCCACAGAUGACCAGGAUGAUGUUCACUACUCCAGCGUCCACUUCUCUCACUCCAAAAACCAGGAAGUGCCUCUGUACUCCACCGUCCAGCUGUGUAAACCCCAGAAACAGGAAGAGGAUGUCCAGUACGAUACUGUGAAAUUCAACCUCCCCAGUGCUGCCACCCGACCCACGGCAGCACAAGCAGCUGAGGAGGACUCUUCUGAGAUCUAUAGUAGAGUCAACAAACCCAGAAGACCUGAACACAACAAACCCAGAACCAAGAAGACCUGAACGCAACAAACCCAGAACCAAGAAGACCUGAAUGCAACAAACCCAGAACCAAGAAGACCUGAAUGCAACAAACCCAGAACCAAGAAUACCUGAACACAACAAACCCUGAACCAAGAGGACCUGAACACAACAAACCCUGAACCAAGAGGACCUGAACACAACCAACCCAGAACCAAGAGGACCUGAACACAACAAACCCAGAACCAAGAACUGAAAACAACAAACUCAGAACCAAGAAGACCUUGUAUAUCUGGACCCGUAUAUUAUAACUAGUGG
Molecule: messenger RNA, 4404 nt
Organism: Oncorhynchus kisutch (coho salmon)
Lineage: Eukaryota; Metazoa; Chordata; Actinopteri; Salmoniformes; Salmonidae
Product: B-cell receptor CD22-like
Exons: 12
Coding region: 1642-4128 (828 amino acids)
Source: RefSeq, a predicted model, not a curated record